AUGCAGAUUUUCGUAAAGACCCUCACUGGAAAGACCAUCACCCUUGAUGUCGAGCCAUCUGACACCAUUGACAACGUCAAGACCAAGAUCCAAGACAAGGAAGGUAUUCCCCCAGAUCAGCAACGCCUUAUUUUUGCCGGAAAGCAAUUGGAGGAUGGGCGCACCUUGAGUGAUUACAACAUCCAAAAGGAGUCUACUCUUCACUUGGUUCUUCGUCUUCGUGGGGGACACUGCCAAGUUCCCUGCGGAAUCUUUGAUGAUCCAGCCAUGGUCGGCCAACUCAAGGAAAUGGCUGUUACCAUUCGCAAGUCCAUGGCCCAAUCCAAAGAAUUGCACGCUGCUGGAGACUUGCAAUCCAUGAACCAAAUUGUUCGUUGGAUCAAUACCAAGGAGGAGCACUGUGCCAAGAUUAUCACCAUGGUUGGUGAAUACUGCUUGUGUCAACGAGUCAAGCCAACUGUCUUUGGCAGUGACAAGGACUACGUCGAUGCUCUGAAGGCCCAUCAUGCUGUCAUGCAAGCUGCCAUGAAGGCCAAGCAAACGGUCGAUGUUGCUGCCUGUGAUGCCUUGGACCACGCUUUGGAAGAUAUGGCUAAGAUGUACAUCAAGGAUUAA
This is a messenger RNA of Cylindrotheca closterium, 615 nucleotides long. Lineage: Eukaryota; Bacillariophyta; Bacillariophyceae; Bacillariales; Bacillariaceae. The record is from the annotation of a GenBank genome assembly.